Messenger RNA from Belonocnema kinseyi, 576 nucleotides. Its product is annotated as histone H1A, sperm-like. Lineage: Eukaryota; Metazoa; Arthropoda; Insecta; Hymenoptera; Cynipidae. The coding region runs from base 1 to 576 and encodes 191 amino acids. Gene Ontology annotation, biological process: nucleosome assembly; chromosome condensation; negative regulation of DNA recombination. The transcript has a single exon. The record is from RefSeq and is a predicted model, not a curated record. Gene Ontology annotation, cellular component: nucleosome; nucleus. Gene Ontology annotation, molecular function: nucleosomal DNA binding; double-stranded DNA binding; structural constituent of chromatin.
AUGGCUGACAAAAUCGAAUCGUCAGCUGCACCAGCAGCAGUAGCAACACCUCAGAAGGCUACUGUCCCAAAAACAAAGAAGGCUCGUGUCGCUGCGAAGGCAGCUGCUCAUCCUCCUGCAUCCGAGAUGGUUCUUGCAGCAGUCGCGGCUUUGAAGGAAAAGAAGGGCUCUUCUCUUCAAGCAAUCAAAAAGUACAUUGUUGCAACAUACAAAAUUGAUGCUGAAAAACAGGCCAUUUUCAUCAGGAAGUACCUUAAAUCUGCAGUCGCCAGCUGUUCUUUGGUUCAGACUAAAGGAUCAGGUGCUGCCGGAUCCUUCAAGUUACCUGUCGGUAAAACUGAAGCCAAGCCUAAAUCUAGUAAGGUUGCUCCAAAAGCCAAAUCUGCUUCAAACGCCAAAAAACAAGCAACCCCGAAGAAGGCUCCUAAAGCGAAAAAGACUGUUGGAAAGAAGUCUACAAAGGUUGCUGCAAAGCCACCUAAGGCAAAAUCCACCAAACCGAAGGCAGCUUCUCACCAAAAAAAAUUGCAAAGAAGUAAAUUUGAUGAAAUUGUUAUGGUUGUAAUAUUUUCAUGA